Messenger RNA from Osmia lignaria (orchard mason bee), 1972 nucleotides. Its product is annotated as dehydrogenase/reductase SDR family protein 7-like. The record is from RefSeq and is a predicted model, not a curated record. NCBI's taxonomy places the organism in Eukaryota, Metazoa, Arthropoda, Insecta, Hymenoptera, Megachilidae. Gene Ontology annotation, cellular component: membrane.
UUACAGAAUUACAGAAAGAUUAUGUAGCAGCAGUGAAUAGAGAUACGGAAAAAUUGAGCAUCAUGCCUUUGUUUUGGCGUCACUGCUGCUAGUAGAGACACUAGCAUUCUAAGUAGAGGCAGAGACAAAUUAAUUCUGAUUUAGUCUAAAGGUCAAUUUUGGUGAUUGAAAUCAUUAAAAGUUGAUAAUUUGUUAACAUUGUCGUACAAAAUCAAUUAGAAACAUGAAAGAAGAAUCACUAAAGGGUUGGCACCUUAUAUGGUGGUUGUUCAAGUUAUUUGGAUUUUCAAUAACUAUUCCAUGGUUAAUAUAUAAUUUUUUUGAUAUUAUGCAACAAAAACGGAGAAAAGCUGCUCUGAGUGGGAAGGUGGUCAUGAUAACUGGAGCCAGCUCAGGAUUAGGAGAAGCCCUAGCUCAUGUUUUCUAUGAUUGUGGUUGUAAAAUUAUUUUAGUUUCUAGAAGGAAAGAAGAACUGGAAAGAGUAAAAAGUGCAUUAAUGAAUACUCAUGUUACAGUGACAACUUAUCCACCUGUAGUUUUGACAAUGGACAUAACAAAUAUGACCUCUCUCCAAUCUGAAGUAGCAUCAAUAACAGAAAUUUGUGGAAAGAUUGAUAUUCUCAUUAAUAAUGCUGGUAUUUCUUACAGAGGGGAUGUGGUUAAUACUGAUGUGAAUGUAGAUACAAAAGUAAUGCUUACAAAUUAUUUUGCACAAAUUGCUUUGACAAAAGUUGUACUUCCAUAUAUGAUAAAGCAACAGUCUGGUCAUGUAGUAUGUGUAAGUAGUAUACAAGGAAGAAUUGCAAUUCCAUACAGGUCUGCAUAUGCUGCUUCUAAACACGCAUUACAAGCAUGGUGUGAUAGUUGCAGAGCAGAAUUGGCUGAUCAGAAUAUAAAAGUUACAGUUGCCAGUCCUGGUUAUAUAAAAACUGCUAUUUCUCUUAAUGCAAUAACAGGAACUGGACAGAUUUAUGGAGCAAUGGACCAAGCUACAGAAGAGGGAUACUCUCCAGAAUAUGUAGCAAACUAUAUUUUGAAAGCAGUAUUAAAGCAGGAGAAAGAUGUAGUAAUAGCUCCAUUUGUCCCAAAAUGUGCAAUAUACUUAAGAGUUUUAUGUCCAUCUCUUUAUUUCUGGAUAAUGCAUAAAAGAGCAAGAAAGAUAGCUAAGAAAGAAUAACCCUUUCUGAAUUGCUACAGUGUACAAAGUGCACUCUAAUUCGAUUUUUUCUGUAUCAUGUUUUGUUUGAUUUAUCGCACCUAUUUUUGUAUUAUUUUACACCGUUGUUAUUAUCAAUUCAAGUAAUUUUUAACUAGGGAAUUUCGGGAGUGUAAUAAAAAUAGUUAUAUUCAAAACUAUAUUUUAUUAUGCCACUUAGAAGUGGAAUAUGUUUACAUUAUAUACAUUUUAAUACUACAAAUGUUUUAACGAAAUUAAGCACUCUUAAAUACGCGUGUCACCUGUAACUUGAAAAGUUUCGUAAAAUUCCGCUAUUUAAUAAUAAGUAAUUGUGAAAGUUUGUUUUAUAAAUGUAAUAAAAAUUCUAAAAAGUAAAUGUCUAUAAACUGGAUAUAUUUGCAUAAAUUUCAAAUAAAUCUAAAAUAAAUGCUUGAAAAUGCUGAGCAAUAGUCUUUUGGAGUUAUAAGUGACAUAUAACAAUUCAUUCAACGUAUCAUUCAUCAAAAUUGGAGCCUAUUUCAUUUCUGAUAUUUUAUUUGUUAUAUGUUACAAUUGUGCAAUCACUGUGGUAUCAUGACAGAUAUUUGGCUAAUACUUCGAAUAUUUAAAGUAUAUUAUAUAAUAUACAGUGAUUGGUAUAUUUUGUUGUCAUGGCAGGAUUAGUAACUCUUAUUUAUAUAUCCUUUUUAUUUAUUAGUGAUGUUUUGUAAUGUUUAAUAUAUUCUUUCAUAUUAUUAGUAUCAAGUUUAAUUAACAAUAAUAUAAUUAAAAAGAAGUAUAGUACAAAUACACACU